This is a messenger RNA of Hippopotamus amphibius kiboko, 1569 nucleotides long. RefSeq names its product keratin, type II cytoskeletal 5-like. Gene Ontology annotation, biological process: keratinization; intermediate filament organization. Gene Ontology annotation, molecular function: structural constituent of skin epidermis. Gene Ontology annotation, cellular component: keratin filament. Bases 4 to 1569 code for a protein of 521 amino acids. The transcript is spliced from 9 exons. The record is from RefSeq and is a predicted model, not a curated record. NCBI's taxonomy places the organism in Eukaryota, Metazoa, Chordata, Mammalia, Artiodactyla, Hippopotamidae.
ACCAUGACCCAGCGAUCCUCUGUCACCAUCAAGUCAGGGGGCACUCGGAACUUCAGUGCUUCCUCAGCCAGCCUCCUCCCAGGCUGCCGGCCCAGCUUCAGCUCCUUCUCUGUGUCCCAGGGUGGGAAGAGCUUUGGGGGUGGCUUCGGGGGCGGUUUUGGUACCAGGAGCCUCCACAGCUUUGGGGUUAACAAGAGAAUCUCCAUCAGCGGCGGAUCCCGCUCCAGCCGGGCCAGCUUCGGGGGUGCUGGCUAUGGGCUGGGUCUCGGGGGCAUAGGGUACAGGGUCGGGGGGGCCUGCAGUGGCUAUAGAUUUGGAGGUGGGAUGAUGCCUGGCGCUGGGGGCAUCCAAGAGGUCACUGUCAACCAGAGACUCCUGACUCCCCUCCACCUGGAGAUCGAUCCAUCACUCCAGCAGGUGCGGAAGGAGGAGAAGGAGCAGAUCAAGACCCUCAACAACAAGUUUGCCUCCUUCAUUGACAAGGUGAGGUUCCUGGAGCAGCAGAAUAAGGUCUUGGAGACCAAGUGGAGCCUCCUGCAGGAGCAUAAAACUGCCAGGGCCAACCUCGAGCCCAUAUUUGAAAACUACAUCAGCAACCUGAGGCGGCAGCUGGACAGCCUCGGGGGAGAGCACUCGAGGCUGGAGAUGGAGCUGAAGAGCAUGCAGGAGGUGGUGGAGGACUUCAAGAACAAGUACGAAGAAGAAAUCAACAGGCGCACAGCUGCGGAGAAUGAGUUUGUGGUGCUCAAGAAGGACGUGGACGCCGCUUACAUGAACAAGGUGGAGCUGGAGGCCAAGGUGGAGGCCUUAAUGGAUGAGAUCAACUUCCUGAGGGCUUUCUACGAUGCAGAGCUGGCUCAGCUUCAGGCCCAGAUCUCCGAGACCUCCGUGGUCCUGUCCAUGGACAACAACCGCAAGCUGGACCUGGACAGCAUCAUCGCUGAGGUUAAGGCCCAGUACGAGGACAUUGUCAACCGCAGCCGGGCCGAGGCUGAGUCCUGGUACCAGAUCAAGUAUGAGGAGCUGCAGCAGUCCGCCGGCCGGCACGGGGACGACCUCCGCUCCACCAAGAUGGAACUCUCCGAGCUGAACCGGGGAAUACAAAGGCUGCGCUCUGAGACUGACAACGUGAAGAAGCAGUGUGCCACGCUCCAGGCUGCCAUGGCCGAUGCUGAGCAGCGUGGGGAGCUGGCCCUCAAGGACGCCAAGCACAAGCUGGCGGAGCUGGAGGACGCCCUGCAGAAGGCCAAGCAGGACAUGGCGAGGCAGCUGCGCGAGUACCAGGAGCUGAUGAAUGUCAAGUUGGCCCUGGACAUCGAGAUCGCCACCUACCGCAAGCUGCUGGAGGGAGAGGAGUGCAGGCUCACUGGAGAAGGUGUUGGACCCGUGAACAUCUCCGUGGUCUCUUCCUCCGGGGGCUCAGGCUACAGCGGGGGCGGCGGCCUCUGCGUGGCCGGGGGCGGCAGCAGUGGCAGCUUCAGCUCCACCAGCGGCCGCGGCAUGCGCGGCACCCGCUCCCGCGUGCGCAUCAUCUCCAAGACCUCAUCCACCAAGAGUUACAGGAGCUGA